GUAAUUCGGUAGUCAUAGCAACAUCAGCAAUGGCCGCCGCCGAGCAGGGCUACGAGCACGCUGCGGCCGAAGUUUUGCAGGCUGUCGCCCGUCACUUGAACUGCUUGAACGAUGAGAAUAAAAGCGUCAGGAAGCGGGCACUGGAAGGUAUCCGCCGAGAGGUGGUGGAGCGGGGCCUUCCCGGCGGUGUCCUGCAGCUUCUUCUCUCCUCUCUCUUGAAGCCUGUGCUGCGCAGUCUGCUAGACCCCAUGGAGCGGUGCAGAGAACUCGCCACCGAGGUGCUCCGUCACUUCAUCCGCAGCGCCCACAGACCGGAGGAGGCUUUACCGUACCUGUUACCGGCGCUGGCGCAGCGUCUCGGGGGGCCAGAGAUCGUAGAGCCUGCCGAGGAACUUCGACUCGCUCUGCUUGAACUUGUAACUCUGACAGUCGAGGUGUGCGGGAAGAAGCUGUCGCCUUACCUAGACGACAUGGUCCGAAUUCUGCAGAGGGGAAUCGUGGACCCUUUCCCUGAUGUGAAGAAGGAGAGCUGCAGGUGUGCGUCGAGCUAUGCGGAGUGUAUACCAGAGCACUUUCACAUGCAGUCAGAGUCCCUCAUCAAGCCUUUAAUGCAGACCAUUUCACACCAGCAUUCGCGGGUCCGGGUGGCUGUCAUUAUGGCAACAGGAACGGUGAUCCAGUGUGGCAGCGGCAAGUCGGUGGACGACGUGAUUUCACAUCUCGCCCAGCGCCUUUUCGAUGACGCACCGCAGGUUCGACAGGCCGUCACCAACGUCGUCGGCAGUUGGCUUUUGACACUUCGAGAUCGGUACUCAUACUUUCAUAAGCUAAUUCCACUGCUUCUUAGCAGCUUGAAUGAUGAAAUACCAGAAAUUAGGCAUCUGGCGCUCAGCUACUGGAGCAGAGUCGGACUUCAGUGGCAGCAGGAGAACGAAGAGGAUCUGAAGGACAAGCUCGACUUUUUGGUUUGUCCUGUUCCUCAUUACCCAGUAGGAGUUGACCGACCAAACCUUGGCUGUCGUGAACUCAUUUUCAGGAACCUUUCCAAAAUCCUGCCUGCCAUCAGCAGAGACAUAACAGACUGGGUUGCGGGCACCAGAAUCAAGUCGUCGCAGCUCCUGGGCGUCCUCCUCCUGCAUGCCGAGGACCACAUCACACAGCACAUGGAGCUCCUACUGUCCACCUUGUAUCGGACGUGCAGCGACGAAGAACUGCAGGUCGUCCAGAACUGUCUCAAAUCCGCAGAGCUGAUUGGCACCUUCGUGAGCCCGGAGGUCUUCCUCAAGCUGAUUCUGACCAGCCUGCAGAAAGCCCCCGGCCCCACGCACCUCAUGGUCCUGGCCUCCGUCAUCAAAGGCUGUCCGGGAAGCCUGCUGGCACCUCAUCGCCCAACACUUGCUGACGCUUUGGCCCAUCCGGAUGUUUGUCAGGCUUCUGAAAAGCUGGCAUUUCUGGAGCAGCUGCUGAGUUGCGUGCAAACGCUGGUGACGCAGUGUGGAGCCGACGUUGGCGAGAUCAGCCUCCAGCUGCUCAAAGUGCUGCUGACCAUCCAGGCCCUGACGUCCGACCUGCAGCUGAAUGACAAGGUCGUGGAAGUCCAGGGUCUACUGUCGAGGCUUCAGGGGCUGAACGGGUUGGCAGAUUUGUACCGGCGGCACAUGGCAGAGCUGAUGGCGUGGCUCUCGGCCAGUCACCAGCAGUGGACCAGCUACUCCGUGGAGAGGCUGCAGUUUGAGACCCUCCUGCUCCAGUCAGGACCCGUAAUCGGAGAAGCCCUCGAUCUGAUUAUGCCCAUUCUGACGGACUGCCUGCAUCCCAGCAAGGACCCGGAGAUGAGACUCAAGCUUUUCACCGUCGUCUCCAAGCUGCUGUUGAAGGCCGGCGACACGCUGAACUCGCAGGGACGGCUGGCCGACCACCUACAGGCGUUUCUCACAGACGCCGUCCUGCCCAAUCUGCUGUGGCACGCUGGAAGGACGGCUGCUGCUAUCCGAACCGUCGCCAUCUCCUGCCUCUGGGCCCUUCUACACAGCGAGGUGCUGCCACCUGCACAGUUGCUGUUUGUGCGUAAAGACCUGAUGGCUCAGGUGGUCGCUGCUCUUGACGAAGACUCCAAGAUGACCCGGCAGAUGGCCUGUCAGAUCAUCGGCUCCAUUCUGCUUCUCUGCACUGACCAGCUGGACGCAGAGACCCUCAACACAGUCUACCCUGAGCUGCUCAAGCGUCUGGACGAUGCCAGCGAUGACGUUCGAGGUGCCGCCGCACAGGCCCUGACUAUGUGGUUUCAGCGCGUCCCCCCAGAUUACGACCGGACCACUUACCGAGGACACCUUGAAUUUCUCUACCGCGGCCUCCUAGUUCACCUGGAUGACCCGGACAGCAACAUUCAGAUGGCCAUCUUGGGCGUGCUGAAAGUGGGCAGUGCCAUCUGCCCGUCACUGCUGGAGAAGGAGGUCGAGGUGGUCCGGGAGAAGCACCGUACGCCGUGGUUCUGUGACGAGCUGCUCCAGCACAUCCAGACGCUCGACGGUAGCUCAACGUGAGGGUAGGAGUGGCGGCCCCCCAGUUGGCAGCUUCAGCUGUCCCUUCACUGGUUGGCCUGGCAGUUUGAGUGACCCACAUUUAUCUGCCCUUCUCCUUCACUCCCGCCAUUGGCUGUGAACAUCAGGUGUGAAGCCCCCCGGGGUCACUAAGGAUUCUUCUUUUGUAAUGGUGCAGAGCAUUAUGGGAUACGCUCUUUGUGCCCUGCCUGCUCCGCUGAUUGCAAGUGGGCCGCCGAGUGCCAUCACUGUGAAGACCUCUGCUUUGCACUGGCGCCUCCUACAGGCACGAGCAGCGGGCACACCCUGUGGGCAUGAGAGGACGGCUGUAGGAUGAGCACAGAGGCCUGGCACUUUACCACAUCGGGACACGAGGCGAUCAAGAAAUGGUGUAAGGGAAGAAGGUGCCAAGUGGGGUGGCAUCAUAAGAAUCAUGUCCAGUGCCACCACCCGGCCUCCUCUUCACGCUUGGUUUGGUUUGGUUUGUUCUUAAUUUAACGUUUUCUGUUUCCCACGUUGUUACAAUUUAAAGUGCCAGCCGUGUUUUAAUAAAGUGCUUUUGUACGCUGA
Polypterus senegalus (gray bichir) is the source of this 3110-nucleotide messenger RNA. RefSeq names its product dynein assembly factor 5, axonemal-like. NCBI's taxonomy places the organism in Eukaryota, Metazoa, Chordata, Cladistia, Polypteriformes, Polypteridae. Gene Ontology annotation, cellular component: cytoplasm. Gene Ontology annotation, molecular function: dynein intermediate chain binding. The record is from RefSeq and is a predicted model, not a curated record. The transcript is spliced from 13 exons. Bases 30 to 2543 code for a protein of 837 amino acids. Gene Ontology annotation, biological process: outer dynein arm assembly; inner dynein arm assembly; cilium movement.